Calypte anna (Anna's hummingbird) is the source of this 1833-nucleotide messenger RNA. It is a transcript of the gene TMEM51, whose product is annotated as transmembrane protein 51. The coding region runs from base 303 to 1031 and encodes 242 amino acids. The transcript has 4 exons. The record is from RefSeq and is a predicted model, not a curated record. Lineage: Eukaryota; Metazoa; Chordata; Aves; Apodiformes; Trochilidae.
AGCAGGAACCGCGGCUGCCGGCGCUGGGAGCCUUGCCAGCCUGUCUCUUCUCCUCCCAGUGGCAGGAACUCCUUUGUUUUUCUGGGAAUAUUGAUUUCUUCUGACCCUUGAACCCUGCGGACUGAGCUUGUGCUCCAGCUUAACAAAGCAAAUGUGACCAUGGUGUCUGGGGAAAGGUGCCCAGUGGGAGCAGCUCACCAGGUGCCCAGGGAGAGGACCACCCACAUGCCAGCAGCCCCCCUGCUCGUGGAGCCACGCUAUGAGGUGGAGGUAGCCCCAGUGGCCAGCCAGCAGCAGGAGGGAUGGCCCAGUCCCGUGCCAAUGGCUCACACUAUGCCCUGACGGCCAUCGGGUUGGGGAUGCUGGUCCUGGGCAUCAUCAUGGCCGUCUGGAACAUCCUCCCUGGCUUCAGCCCCACCAGCAACAGCAGCAAACCCGAGCGGGGCAGUGAGGGGGCUCUGAAAAGCAAAACCUUCUCGGUGGCCUACGUGCUGGUGGGGGCAGGUGUGCUGCUGCUGCUGCUCUCCAUCUGCCUCAACGUCCGCGACAAGAGGAGGCAAAGUGAGGACCUCACACACGUGCAGUACCCAGGGGAGCCCUCGCAGCAGGAGGAAAGUUUUUUCCCCUCUAGCCAAGAAGAGGAUGAGGACACAUCUUCCCAGUACUACGUCCCCAGCUACGAAGAGGUGAUGAGCACAGGCUACACCCAGCCCAGAGACUUGGACAGGAGCAACAGGAUCAGUGUCUCCUUGCCCUCCUACGAGUCCCUGACAGGGCUGGAGGAAACCAACCCUACCCCAGGAGCCAGCAGCGUGGAGCCCAGCAGGGAGCAGCCCCAUGGCCGGCACAGCUCCCGGCACAGCAAGCGCCUGAAGCCUCUCAAGGUCCGAAGGAUCAAAUCAGAGAAGCUGCACCUGAAGGAUGUCAGGUUAAACCUGGCCCAAGGGAACAGCACAGCCCCCAUCACCAUAGAGCCACUGACCCCUCCACCCAAGUAUGAGGAGAUCCAGGAGAAGGUGCCAGAGACUUAAAAAUGACUUAAAAAAAAAACCCAAAAACAACAGCAGAGGAACCCGUGAUGCUGCUGGGGUUUUUUUUGUUCUGUUUUGUUGUUGUUAUUGGGGGAAAAAAUACCAACCCACACAAGGAAGAGCUGAGUCUGUGGGGCAGAAAUGGUCAGGGCUCCCUGGGAGCUGCAGUGUGGAGGACAGGGUGGGUGUAGAGCUCUGUGGCACAGAGCCAGGAUGAGCUUUACCCAGGAGGGGAUUUUACAAAAGACCUGAGGACAGAAAACUGAAUGCCAAUGGCUCUGCUGCCCUGAGGUCAAGGAAGGCUGAAGUACUAAAAAUGUCCUUGUGAUGUUCAACAUAAGAACACCCCAUGUAUCUCCUCUCUCCCCAACCCCUUUGCACUGGCAAGAGUUUCCCAAGCCACCAAACUGCUGCCACACCAGAAUUUUCCGAGUUGAAAAGGGCAAUGCUUCUUUUUCUGUGUGUGUGCCUUUUCUUUCUGAGUAAGGGAAGUGCCAUUGCCAGAGCAGCUUUCCCCAGCUCCCCUCCAGGCUGGGAUGGUGGCCUAGGGCCAGCCCUGACUCCUGCCAAGCUCCUGGGGGCAUGAAGUAGGAUGAAACAGCCCCUGUGCUCCUUGGGCAGAGGAUGGAUUUCGUGCCUCAGUUGCUUUCUCUGUUGUGUUUUGUACUUAGAAGUGAAGGGGUGGUUGGUUUGAGGCAGAUGGAUAAAUGCAGUCGGGGGGGUAGCUGAGUUGCACCUCUCCCUGGAGGUGAAACAAGUGCUGAGAUGCUGUGUGAGCAGACCUGUUCUCAAUAAAGUUUUG